AUGCAGAUUGCUUCUACAAACAUUUGUGAAAGAAUGGGUCACUCUCAGGAGCUCAGUGAAUUCAAGCGUGGUACCAUGAUAGGUUGCCACCUGUGCAAUAAGUCCAUCCGUGAAAUUUCCUUGCUACUAAAUAUUCCAUGGUCACUUGUUAGUGGUACUAUAACAAAGUGGAAGCAACUGGAAACAACAGCAACUCAGCCACAAAGUGCGGGGUCAGUGUAUGCUAUAGCGCACAGUGCGCAGAAGUCGGCAACUGUCCACAGAGUCAAUAGCUAAAAACCUCCAAACUUUGUGUGGCCUCAGAUUAGCACAACAGUGUGUAGAGAGCUUCAUGGAAUGGGUUUCCAUGGC
This is a messenger RNA of Staurois parvus, 351 nucleotides long. Lineage: Eukaryota; Metazoa; Chordata; Amphibia; Anura; Ranidae. The record is from the annotation of a GenBank genome assembly.